Colletotrichum graminicola M1.001 is the source of this 549-nucleotide messenger RNA. RefSeq lists its product as uncharacterized. The transcript has 3 exons. The record is from RefSeq and is a predicted model, not a curated record. Bases 1 to 549 code for a protein of 182 amino acids. Lineage: Eukaryota; Fungi; Ascomycota; Sordariomycetes; Glomerellales; Glomerellaceae.
AUGCGUUUCUCCGCCAUCUCUCUCGUUCUCGCUUCUGCUCUCGCAGUCAAUGCCGCAGUUGUCCCCGUGAUGGCCAAGACCAGCGUUGGUGUUGAAAACGGGACCGGCAGUCACCUCGCUGAGCGCCAGGCUGGUGUCGCUGGCGCAAUCACCUCCAUCGGCAGCAGCGCCAUGAGUGUCGCCACCGGCGCUGCUGUCAAUCUCGUAACUGAUUCGCUUCGUGCUAUCGUGGACUGGACCAAGGCCCGUGAGACCUUCACCAAGCAGACCACGGACGAGAUGUGGAAGAAGAACCCCGACCCCGCCAAGUUUCCCGCCGCCGUCUGCUACAACAAGGGCUACCGCCUCGCGGACCCCAAUGGCGUUGAUGGCAAGGCCAGCGUCACUCUUCGCUCCAACCUGCUCAAGGUCAACUAUGACUGCAUGUACAUGACCGGCCCCAACCAGUUCUUCACUGACAGUGACGGUGGUCUCAUCAACCUUUCCUACUCCUACGACGGCAACCGUUGUACUUUCGAUCAGUCCACUGGUGACCUGACCUGCAAAUAA